Messenger RNA from Camponotus floridanus (Florida carpenter ant), 2536 nucleotides. RefSeq names its product intraflagellar transport protein 88 homolog (gene nompB). Gene Ontology annotation, cellular component: non-motile cilium; ciliary base; centriole. The record is from RefSeq and is a predicted model, not a curated record. Gene Ontology annotation, molecular function: kinesin binding. The transcript has 14 exons. Lineage: Eukaryota; Metazoa; Arthropoda; Insecta; Hymenoptera; Formicidae. Gene Ontology annotation, biological process: intraciliary transport; non-motile cilium assembly. Bases 47 to 2437 code for a protein of 796 amino acids.
UCUAAGAAAAAUUACAAUUCUAUUGUGAAGUGAAAAAUUAUAAACCAUGGCUGCAGCAGAUGUUGAGGAUGACAUUUAUACGGGAUAUAAUGAUUACUCGUCGGUGUACAAGGAUCUUGAGCAAGAUGAAUUAUUUCAGGAGGUUAUCAAAACAAGUUACGGAAAGAGAUCAAUAUUUACUCCAAAGACACCGGGUACAGCAAUGCGCUUAGGAACAGCAAGCAGAUUUCAGAGAAGUGAUACUGCUACAUCCAUGCAGCCUAUGACUGGUGGACUUAGACCUAUGACAGCAGUAAGAAGUGCUGGUUAUACUAGUCGACAGACUUUUGAUCCUCUCAACAUGGGAAGCAGCGCCAAAGGUCCUGCACCUCCAUUGGAAACUAACAAAGAAGACACACCGGAAGAAAAAAUAAAAGCAGCAGAAAGAAAAAUAAUGGGAUUGAUAGAAAGCUCUGCAGAAGCAGCUUCUGAAAAUAAUAUGCGGAUCGCCUUAGAACGUGCGCGCGAAGCCUCUUCAAGAGAGAGAGCUCUUAUACGAUUGCAAGAACAAGCUGGUCUCAGUGAUAAUCAUAAUAUAGACUUGACAUUUGCUGUGCUGUUUAAUUUGGCGGUUCAAUAUACAAACAAUGAGAUGUACACAGAGGCUAUAGCAACUUAUCAGGCAAUAACAAGAAACAGAAUGUUUAGCAAUAGUGCCAGACUUAAAGUCAAUAUGGGAAAUAUUUAUGUGAAAAUGGGCCAAUUAUCCCAAGCUAUUAAAAUGUAUAGAAUGGCCUUUGAUCAAGCACCAACAGUCCAUAAGGAUCUAAGAAUAAAGAUUAUGCAUAACAUGGGAAUGUUAUUUGUGCAAAUGGGUCGGUUAGAAGAAGCGGCUAGUAGCUUUGAAUGGGUGAUGAGAGAAAGAGCUGAGUUUAAAGCGGGCUUACAUGCUGUUUUGUGCCAUUUUGCAUUAUCUCAUCGCGAUAAAAUGAAAAGAGCUUUCUUAGAAUUAUUAGAUGUACAACUUAAUGUAGAUCAGGAGGACAAGUAUAGCAUAAAUCCUGAUGAUGCUGCAACUAAUAUAUUAAAUGAAGUUAUAAGGAAUGAUAACUUAUCAAUAUUGGAAAAAGAAAUGAAAUUGGAAGCUGAAAAAAGUAUACUUUGUGCAGCAAAGCUUAUAGCACCCGUUAUUGAAGAUACACUUACAGCUGGAUUUGCUUGGUGUGUUGAUGCGAUAAAAUCCUCGGCUUAUGGUGUUUUAGCCGCCGAUUUAGAAAUAAAUAAAGCUAUGGUAUUUUUGCAUAAUCGAGAAACGCAACUCGCCAUAGAUACAUUAAAGAUGUUCGAAAAUCGCGAUACUAAAGCUAACAGCGCGGCAGCAACUAUGCUUUCGUUCAUCUAUUAUCUCCAAGGAGAUUACGAUCAAGCUGAGAAAUAUGGCGAAGCAGCUCGUAAUGCUGACGCUUAUAACGCAGCGGCCUAUGUUAAUUUAUCUGCUUGUGCAAUUAAAAAAGAUGAAUUGAACAUUGCUAGAGAACUAUUGUUAUGUGCAUUAGAAACAGAUGCUAGUCAUGUACAAGCUCUUUAUAAUUUGGGCUUAGUAUAUAAAAAACAGACUAUGUAUGAAGAGGCCUUAGAAUGUUUCUGGAAAAUUCGUAAUAUCGUUAGGCAUGAUCCACAAACCUUAUAUCAAAUAGGACAUUUAUAUCAGCUGAUGAACGAUGUGGAUCAAGCAUCUGAAUGGUAUAAUCAGUUAUUAGGUAUAUUAUCAUCUGAUCCAGGAGUUUUACAGAAACUAGGAGAAUUGUAUGAUUCAAUAGGAGAUAAACAACAGGCGUUUCAGUUUUAUAAUGAUUCGCACAGAUUUUAUCCUGCCAAUUUUGAAGUGAUAGACUGGAUUGGAUCCUAUUUCAUAUCAAUGCAGGUUGCUGAAAAGGCGUUGACUUAUUUUGAAAAAGCGGUAGAACUCGCGCCAGACGAACCAAGAUGGAGAUUAUUGGUUGCUGCAUGUUUAAGACGCACUGGACAAUUUCAUAAAGCUCUCAUGGAGUAUCAAGAUAUUCAUAAUAAAUUUCCGGAUAAUAUAGAAUGCCUAAAAUUUUUAAUCAGAUUAUGUAGUGAUAUGGGUUUGAAAGAAGCACAAAUGUAUGCAGCUGAAUUGAAGAAGGCUGAGAAAGCUAAAGAAUUAAAAGAUAGGCAAGGUUCAGCAAGGCCAGGCACGACAGGAUCUAGAAAAAGCAAUAGUGGAACAUCAUCGCGAGCUGGUUCAGGACUGAGUGUACUAUCAGAUCACAGGCCAAGUCCGGAUCGACGACCGAUCUCAGGCCGAACCGAUUAUCAAGGUACGAGUUAUGUAGAUCCUAUAGGACCUCUUCCUACUCGGCCUAUGACAGCAGCCGGAAAACGAGAUGAUGAUUUUGGUGACGAGGAACUUGGAGAUGAUCUAUUGCCCGAGUAGUAACUUGUGUUGGUUAUGUAUUUGUAUUGUUACAUAGAUUUAUAUAUUUUCUAAUACUAAAUUAAUUGGAAGCAGUAAAAAAUAUAAGUUAUGUUAUGA